UCUAAUCCUGUACCCGGAAAAGUAACUCUUUGACGUGUAUGCAUGGUACCGUGUGUUUCCGGUAUAGCGUGUGUUCACAGUUAUCCAGCCUUUUCCUCUUGGGUUUCAAUAGAACAGUCACUUUGGAUUCCCGGCUCCUUACUUGUUUCCCCCUAAACGGCGUAUCUAACUUUGUGGACAUGGCAUCAUCAGUUUCUGCACAGGCGAAUCCUGCUCCGGUUGCGGCGCUCCAGAGAGGAAUAGUCAAGAUGGUCUUGUCAGGAUGUGCAAUAAUCGUGAGGGGCCAGCCACGGGGAGGCCCGCCCCCGGAGCGUCAGAUCAACCUGAGCAACAUCCGUACCGGAGCGCUAGCUCGCCGCGCCCCCCAGAGCCAGCCCGACCAAAAGGACACCCCUGACGAGCCCUAUGCCUUCCAGGCCAGAGAGUUCCUGCGCAAGAUGCUGAUUGGGAAGGAGGUAUGCUUCACAGUGGAGGUCAAGACUGCUCUGGGCAGAGAAUACGGCAUGGUGUACCUGGGCAGAGACACCACCGGUGAGAACAUUGCUGAAUCUCUGGUGAACGAGGGCCUCGCCACCGUCCGCAGGGAAGGAAUCCGGGGCAACAAUCCAGAUCAGGCUCGACUGUGUGACCUGGAGGACCAGGCCAAGGCCUCCAAGAAGGGCAUGUGGACGGAGGGCGGCGGCACCAACACUGUACGCGAUCUCAAGUACAUAAUCGAGAACCCCCGCAACUUCGUUGACUCCAUGCACCAGAAACCUGUCAAUGCCGUCAUUGAGCACGUGCGCGACGGUAGUGUGGUCCGUGCCCUGCUCCUGCCCGACUACUACCUGGUCACGGUCAUGCUCUCUGGGGUCAAGUGUCCGACGUUCAAGCGUGAGGCGGACGGCACGGAGUCGCCAGAGCCCUUCGCUGCCGAGGCCAAGUUCUUCACGGAGUCGCGUCUGCUCCAGAGGGACGUGCAGAUCAUCCUGGAGAGCUGCCCCAACCAGGUCAUCCUGGGUACCGUCCUCCACCCGAACGGGAACAUCACAGAGUUGCUGCUGAAGGAAGGGUUCGCCCGCUGUGUGGACUGGUCCAUGGCCGUCUACACCCAGGGGGCAGAGAAACUCCGGGCCGGAGAAAAAUCUGCUAAAGAACGUAAAGUGCGUAUCUGGAAGGACUACGUAGCCCCCACAGCCAACAUGGACCAGAAGGACCGGCAGUUUGUGGCCAAGGUGAUGCAGGUCGUCAAUGCGGACGCCGUCGUGGUCAAGCUUAACUCUGGCGAGUACAAGACCAUCCACUUGUCCAGCAUCCGACCCCCCAGGAUCGAGGGCGAGGAGAAGAACAAAGACAAAGACAAGCGUUUCCGUCCCAUCUACGACAUCCCCUACAUGUUCGAGGCCCGCGAGUUCAUGAGGAAGAAGAUCAUUGGCAAGAAGGUGAACGUCACGGUGGACUACAUCAGAGCUGCCACCAGCUCCUCAGAGACCAGCACCAUCCCUGCCUUUGCAGAACGCACCUGUGCCACGGUCACCAUCGGCGGCAUGUGAGUACACCUAUCUGGACACCAACUUG
This is a messenger RNA of Oncorhynchus keta (chum salmon), 1557 nucleotides long. RefSeq names its product staphylococcal nuclease domain-containing protein 1. NCBI's taxonomy places the organism in Eukaryota, Metazoa, Chordata, Actinopteri, Salmoniformes, Salmonidae. Gene Ontology annotation, molecular function: RNA binding; nuclease activity. The transcript is spliced from 12 exons. The record is from RefSeq and is a predicted model, not a curated record. The coding region runs from base 39 to 1532 and encodes 497 amino acids. Gene Ontology annotation, cellular component: cytosol; nucleus. Gene Ontology annotation, biological process: mRNA catabolic process.